GUUGUGCCUGUAGAAAGUUGUUUUCAAACUAUGCUUCAAAGAUGGUAGAUCAACUAAAUAACAUACUUGCUGGUAACUAAUUGUUAAAUCAGUCGGUUAAUUAAAAGAUUCUAGCUUCUAGCUGGCGUGCUAUAUUUCGCAACCUGCCUAAGCUUCUAGCUUUGCAGGUCAUGUAAUUUGCUGAAAUCUGAAUCGUGAAUCGUCCAAAUGGCUAUGGAUGAUGUGAGAGAACCUCUGAAGAGUAGAAAAUAUCGCCGUUGUAGAAGUGCUCCUCUUGCAGAGUAUGCACCCUUAGAGACAACCAACACUGGCUCAGUUCCAGUUACUGAAUCCAUUUUUCGAAAUUUACACCCGAGUUUUCAUAAAGUAGCCAUAUUCCUGGCUUUCUACUUAGGCAUAGGAACUAUCUGCUUCUACCUCGUCAGGAACCAGAUCAAGGGAGAGAAGACAAAUGGAGUUCUUGAUGCUGUUUAUUUCUGUAUUGUGACAAUGACCACUGUUGGAUAUGGAGACCUAGUGCCAAACAGCAUUCUUUCGAAACUACUGGCCUGUGCUUUUGUCUUCACAGGAAUGGCUCUUGUUGGGUUGAUCUUGAGCAAAGCAGCCGACUACUUGGUAGAGAAGCAGGAAAUGUUGCUUGUUAAAGCCUUACAUAUGCAUCAAAAAGUUGGUCAUAUUCAAGUUCUUAAAGAUGUUGAGACUAACAGUUUGAAGUACAAAUGCAUUGUGGCCUUUAUCCUUCUUUUGGUACUCAUAAGUGCUGGCACAAUCUUCCUAGCUACUGUUGAGAAAUUGGACCUUGUGGAUGCAUUUUAUUGCGUUUGUUCUACCAUCACAACCCUGGGGUAUGGAGAUAAGAGCUUUUCAACUCAAGCAGGGCGUGUUUUUGCAAUAUUCUGGAUAUUGACAAGUACCAUUUGUUUAGCUCAGUUUUUCCUCUACAUUGCUGAGCUAAACUCCCAGAGCAGGCAAAGGGCAUUGGUCAAGUGGGUUCUUACUCGUAGGACGACAAAUGUAGAUUUGGAGGCAGCUGAUCUUGAUGGUGAUGGGGUAGUUGGGGCUGCUGAAUUUAUCAUAUAUAAGCUCAAAGAGAUGGGGAAGAUUAGCCAAGAAGAUAUUGGACUCGUGAUGGAGGAAUUCGAAGAUCUUGACGUUGAUCAGUCAGGAACCUUGUCAAUAUCAGAUAUAAUGCUUGCUCAACCACCUUCAACAGAAAAGUAACUCUGGCAUCAUGCUGGUUUUCAUUCCGAGAAGUGUCUUGUAAGAUUGUAAUAUGUAAGAUUGCUUACCCUUUCUGUGAUAUAAAUUUUAUACAUGAGGCCAUAUCAGAAACACUCCAAUACAUCUCUUCCCUAUGAACACUUUGGUUAAAAAUGGUUAGACUGCCUCUAAGCAUUUUAGUGAUCAUUGUUCAUUUUGGUUUACUGGAUUGAUACAAUGUGUGAAACCAACUUGCAUAAUGACAAUUGCUGACAUUGAAAUUUCGCAUUUCAUGACCGCGAAAGUCUUUACUUGUCGGCGGCAUCUAGCGGACACAAAUUUUUUUUCUCCUUCAUCACAUUGCAAAAUAGGACUGCUUCUAGCCAACAAUAGAAAGAGAUUGAUCAAAAUGGGAAUCAACCUUUUUGUAUUAUGAUGAGAGAUUAGGAUGUUAAACUUUGGGUUAUCUGCUUCUGCAUUUAU
This is a messenger RNA of Prunus avium (sweet cherry), 1683 nucleotides long. NCBI's taxonomy places the organism in Eukaryota, Viridiplantae, Streptophyta, Magnoliopsida, Rosales, Rosaceae. The record is from RefSeq and is a predicted model, not a curated record.